This is a messenger RNA of Cucurbita moschata (crookneck pumpkin), 657 nucleotides long. Its product is annotated as zinc finger protein ZAT3-like. The coding region runs from base 1 to 657 and encodes 218 amino acids. Lineage: Eukaryota; Viridiplantae; Streptophyta; Magnoliopsida; Cucurbitales; Cucurbitaceae. The transcript has 2 exons. The record is from RefSeq and is a predicted model, not a curated record.
AUGUCUACAAAAACCACUCCUCCUCCAUCUUUCUACUCUUUUACUUCAAAUUCUCUUCCCAUUAUGGAUUCUCCUUCCCAUUCUCUGUUUCCCUUCACCGUUUUCCCCCCUCCCUCUCCCUCCCAUUCUUCCCUUCCGCCCCCCAAUUCCCGCCGGAAGCGUACUAAGUUCAUCAAACCCACCGCCGCCCCUCUUCAUUCUCCCUCCACUCCCAAGUCCAAGCACGCCAAGAAACCGGACCCGACCGCUCCCAAGAUCACUCGCCCCUGUACUGAGUGCGGCAAGACGUUCUGGUCAUGGAAGGCUCUGUUCGGCCACAUGCGCUGCCAUCCUGAGCGUCAAUGGCGAGGAAUCAAUCCGCCGCCGAAUUUCCGCCGAUCGACUGCCACUGACGAAGAUCACGAAAUCGCUGCCUGUUUGAUUAUGCUAGCGAAUGGCCCUAAUGCGAUCGAUCCAACUGAAGCGGUUACUGAAACGGACGGUGAUUGUCGAGAAAAUCAAGAAUUGACGGCGUUAGUGUUUGAACAGAUAGAUGAUGAUGAUGAUGAUCAUGGUUAUUUGGACUUGAAUUUGCCUCCUCCAAUGGAAGACAUUGAAGAACGUUCAUCAUCCUAUUGUUCAGGGAUUGUUUUGGAUCUGAGAUUAGGGCCUAAUUAA